Molecule: messenger RNA, 1994 nt
Organism: Arabidopsis arenosa
Lineage: Eukaryota; Viridiplantae; Streptophyta; Magnoliopsida; Brassicales; Brassicaceae
Source: the annotation of a GenBank genome assembly
AGGAUAAAACAAAAAAAAAAAGUAUGGAAGGAAGCAAUGAAACAUGCGUUUACAAGAACCAAGACGCGCCAGUGGAGGCGCGUGUAAAGGAUCUUCUCUCUCGCAUGACUCUACCGGAAAAGAUAGGCCAGAUGACUCAGAUCGAACGCGUCGUCACUACUCAUCCCGUCAUUACAGAUUACUUCAUCGGUAGUGUACUGAAUGGUGGAGGGAGUUGGCCGUUCGAGGACGCUAAGACGUCGGAUUGGGCUGAUAUGAUUGACGGUUACCAAAACGCAGCGUUAGCGUCGCGUUUGGGAAUUCCGAUCAUCUAUGGCAUUGAUGCUGUCCAUGGCAACAACAAUGUCUACGGAGCCACUAUCUUUCCCCACAACAUUGGCCUCGGAGCCACCAGAGAUGCAGAUUUGAUCAGAAGAAUUGGGGCUGCAACAGCACUUGAAGUAAGAGCUUGUGGCGCUCAUUGGGCGUUUGCUCCAUGCGUGGCCGCUUUGAGAGAUCCGAGAUGGGGGCGAUCCUAUGAGAGUUACAGUGAAGAUACUGACAUUAUAUGUGAGUUGAGUACGCUUGUCUGGGGUCUACAAGGCGAGCCACCCAAAGAACAUCCUAAUGGUUACCCUUUUCUUGCAGGAAGAAACAAUGUGGUCGCUUGCGCUAAGCAUUUUGUUGGAGAUGGUGGUACCGAUAAGGGCAUAAAUGAAGGGAACACCAUUGCGUCAUACGAAGAGUUGGAGAAAAUACAUCUUGCACCAUAUCUGAAUUGUCUUUCUCAAGGAGUCUCUACGGUUAUGGCGUCUUACUCUAGUUGGAACGGAAGUAAACUCCAUUCCGACUAUUUCCUCUUAACCGAACUUCUCAAACAGAACCUCGGUUUCAAGGGAUUUGUCAUUUCUGACUGGGAAGCUUUGGAACGGCUUAGCGAGCCAUUCGGUUCAAACUACCGCAACUGCGUCAAAAUAUCAGUUAAUGCUGGAGUCGACAUGGUGAUGGUGCCUUUCAAGUAUGAACAGUUUAUAAAGGACCUAACAGAUCUGGUGGAGUCAGGGGAAGUAAAGAUGUCUCGGAUCGAUGAUGCUGUUGAGAGAAUACUCAGAGUGAAGUUUGUUGCGGGUCUUUUUGAACAUCCUCUCACGGACCGGUCUUUAUUGGGUACUGUUGGCUGCAAGGAACAUAGAGAACUGGCGCGUGAAUCAGUUAGAAAGUCGUUAGUUCUCCUAAAGAACGGAAAAAAUUCUGAGAAGCCAUUUCUGCCACUAGAUCGCAAUGCCAAGAGAAUUCUAGUCACUGGAACGCACGCGGACGAUCUUGGAUAUCAGUGCGGGGGAUGGACAAAGGCAUGGUUCGGUCUAAGUGGCAGGAUCACAAUCGGCACAACGCUUUUGGACGCCAUUAAAGCAGCAGUUGGAGACAAGACCGAAGUGAUCUACGAGAAGACUCCUUCCGAAGAAACUUUAGCCUCGGUGCAAGGCUUCUCCUACGCCAUUGUUGCAGUGGGGGAAACUCCCUACGCAGAGACAUUGGGAGAUAACUCGGAACUCACAAUACCCUUGAACGGUAACGACAUUGUAACUGCAGUAGCAGAGAAAAUCCCGACUCUUGUGGUCUUGUUCUCAGGACGGCCUUUGGUUCUUGACCCGCCGGUUCUUGAUAAGACUGAGGGUCUGGUCGCUGCUUGGCUUCCUGGAACCGAAGGGCAAGGAAUGAGUGAUGUCAUUUUUGGAGAUUAUGACUUCGAGGGGAAUUUACCAGUGAGCUGGUUCAAACGCGUUGACCAGUUGCCGUUAACAGCUGAUGCCAAUUUGUAUGAUCCAUUGUUUCCUCUUGGUUUUGGUCUCAACUACAAUUCCGGUGAGAACUCAAAACCAGUUUUGACUUCACCAAUCUGAUGGAAUGUGUGAAACUGUGAUAUUUGAUAUUCAGAGUGAUGCUUGGACUAGUGUGCAUAUAAAUAAGUACGUGGUUUUGUAUCUUGUUUCCAAUAAAGUUGAAAAGGUAAG